AUGCGAUUCACGAACGCAACACUGCCUCCGUGGUUCGACUAUCUCGAACUCGUGGUUAAUUACUCAUGCAUGACCUACAUGGCUAUUACCUUACCUCUAUAUAUAACCGUAGUAACUAUUAUGAUUACUCUCAGAAAAACUUCUUACAAAGGCAUGUUCUAUCGAAUAUUCAUUGUCGGUGGAGUGCUUGAUAUCAUCGCAAUUCUCAAUAAUUAUCUUGGAGCUAUUUUCCCGUCUAGAAGUUGGUUUCUCGACUUCUACAUGUCACAAGGAACAACUUUCGGUCAAAUCUACUUAGUCAUUGCAUGGACUACACGUUGUAGUCAAGGAUGUACUGUAACACUACUGGCCCUGAACAGAGCUACAGCUGUGUGUAGCCCAAUCAGGCACAAGCAGGGCGGCGCAGGAUCCGGUCAACCAAAGUGA
Messenger RNA from Cooperia oncophora, 426 nucleotides. The record is from the annotation of a GenBank genome assembly. Lineage: Eukaryota; Metazoa; Nematoda; Chromadorea; Rhabditida; Trichostrongylidae.